Molecule: messenger RNA, 3566 nt
Organism: Salvelinus fontinalis (brook trout)
Lineage: Eukaryota; Metazoa; Chordata; Actinopteri; Salmoniformes; Salmonidae
Exons: 4
Coding region: 1-3549 (1182 amino acids)
Biological process (GO): DNA integration
Molecular function (GO): nucleic acid binding; RNA-DNA hybrid ribonuclease activity
Source: RefSeq, a predicted model, not a curated record
AUGGAUACAAGAGUGCGUGAAGACAGAGACCUGGUAAGGGCCCUAGAGGACAAGGUGAUCGCUGAGGGUGAAGAAAUCCGGCGUUUACAACACGCCCUGGCCGAACUACAUCAGAACCAGAGACUGACUGACGUGGUCAGUCCCCCACCCCUGGGCCACCUUAUACACUUUGGACAUGAAAACCAUGCCGAGGAAGUGAGUGAGGAGGAAGACCUACAACAUGAUGCAGAGUAUGGAAUAAAAGGCAGGUUCAAGGGUGCAGUGGUUGAACUGACAGGACACCCUCACAACACCCGAAGCAAGGCCGCCCAGAGGGGAGGGAUGCAUCCACUGAGACAACAGAAGGCCCCAACCAUCCUCGGACUCACUCGGGGUGAGGUUCUGUUCCCUACUGAAUCCACUUGGAACACUCCCAUUCUCCCAGUUAAGAAGGGUGACACAGGGAAGUGGAGAAUGGUGCAAGACUUCAGACCGAUUAAUGAUGUUACCAUACCAGAUGUUCGCCCUGUCCCUGACCCAUACUUGGCUCUACAAAACAUCUCACCAACCCAAGACUGGUUCUCUGUGAUUGAUCUAGCAAAUGCCUUUUUCUGCAUCCCACUCCAUGAAAACUCUCAACCACUCUUUGCCUUCACAUUCCAAAAUCAAUGUUACACUUACUCUCGUCUGCCACAAGGCUACCGGGAUUCCCCUGGAAUCUUCAAUGCUAUUCUGAGAGACCAUCUGGAGGAAUUGGCCCUACCUGAAGGUGUGACACUUCUCCAGUAUGUUGACGACCUUCUGCUGGCUGCUCCCACUGCCGAAUCCUGUUUUCAGGCAACUGAACUGUUGCUACAGCACGUUGCCACCAAAGGCUACAAGGUUAAGCGAGAGAAAGUACAGUGCUGUAGAAAAACCGUUCAGUUCUUGGGAAGAGUUUUGUCUGGAAAAGGGCAGGCGGUGUCCGCAGCACAAAGAACCACCAUUCUGGAACACCCAAAACCCACCACAGUACAACACCUGUUGUCCUUUCUUGGACUAACUGGCUAUAGCAGGACCCAUGUCCCAGAAUAUUGCCUAAAAGUGGAACCACUCAGAGCCAUUCUUCGUGAAGCUGGAAACAGAAACCUAACAGCCAAACUCUCAUGGACCAUUGAAGCAGAAACAGCAUUCAUUGCUCUCAAACAAACACUUGCUCAAGCUGAGGCUCUCUCUUUACCAGACUACACCCUGCCUUUCAUGCUGGAUGUUUCUGAACAGGACGGAUAUGUACAUUCCAUCCUUUAUCAGAAACAAAAGGGGGAGAGGAGGGUACUUCACUACUUCAGCGCAAAAUUGGACCACAUUGAAUGCGGACAAACUGACUGUGCAAGACACAUUGCUGCUCUAUCCAGAGCCAUUGGGAAGACCGCCCACAUUGUCAUGAGACACCCUUUGGAAAUAAACACAGACCACGGAGUAACAGCUUUUAUUGGUUCUAAGCUGUUCACCCUGUCCAGCAAAAGAAAAUCUAAAAUAACCAAAGCCAUUACAGCCAAACACAUCACCUACGUCACACAGACGACCAACAUGACUGAUGGAAUGGGGAAUGGACAGCCACACAGGUGUGAGGAUCGUGCGGCCCUCCAGGUUAAAGUGAGGAUGGACCUCCAGAACACACCACUUGAAGGACCAGCGGAAACACUCUUCACAGAUGGCAGUUGUUACAGAUCUCUGACGCCAGGGGAAGGGAACAUUGCCUCAUAUGCCGUAGUAAGACAGGACACAGACGGCAUGAGCCACGAGGUACUAGAAGCAAAGAAACUGGAGCCAAAGGACGCCUCCGCCCAACUGGCUGAACUCCGAGGACUGAGGAGAGCACUGGAAUUGUGUACAGGAAAAGUGGCCAACAUAUACACAGACUCAGCAUAUGCACAUGGCAUUGCACACAUAGAUGGGCCCCAAUGGAUGAGAAGAGGAUUCUUAACCAGCUCGAACGAACCCAUCAAACACAGACAGGAAGUUCAGAAAUUAAUUGAAGCCAUAAUGCUGCCUACAAAAGUGGCCAUUAUCAAAUGCAAGGGACACAGUCGAGAAAACACCAAAGUAAGGGAGGGAAAUGACCAAGCGGACCAAGCCGCAAAAACAGCAGGGGGAUACGUGCCACAUCAAAUGAUACAAAGAAACGGGGAACCCCAAGAAGAACUAACCAUGGACAUUGUACAACAGUUACAGGACGCAGCUGGUGUAUAUGAACAAAACACAUGGAAACGAUGUGGGGCACGAAGAGACCACCAAGGGAUCUGGAGGUCACAUGAAGGAAAAACAGUAGCUCCAGCAAAACUGCUAAGGUCCAUGAUAAGAGAAGAACAUAACAAAGCUCAUGGAGGCUGGAAGAGUGUGGCACAGAGAUUAGGGACUGCCUGGUCACACCCUCACCUUCUGAACAUGGCAAGGGAGGUCUCGGAGAGUUGCGAAGUGUGCAAGAACUACAACAACAAGGUAUCUUUGGGAGCAGUAAUUGGGAGCUUCCCAAUUCCUGACGCACCCUUCCAAGACGUAUGCAUUGAUUUCACAGACAUGGGCAUGGACAAUCGAGUAGAAGGGAAAAGAUACCUACUAGUGAUGGUGGACAGGUUUACCAGGUGGGUCGAGGCCAUACCUACUGCAAGGGAGGAUGGGAAGACUGUGGUAAAAUGGCUGAGAAGAGAGUUGGUGCCUAGAUUCGGGGUUCCUAGGCUUAUCCGAUCUGACAAUGGCUCCCACUUCCGGAAUGAACUACUAAAAGAAGUGGAACAGGCCUUGGGCAUAACCCAUAAGUUCGGUUCUGUGUAUCGCCCCCAAUCGCAGGGCCUUGUGGAACGCGCCAAUCAGACGCUGAAACGGAAGAUGGCGAAGAUAAUGGCUGGAACAAAACUGAAAUGGGUGGAUGCACUACCUUUGGCGCUAAUGUCCAUGAGAACCUCUCCAGGGUCUGACACAAACCUCACACCACACGAGUUAAUGACAGGCAGAAGAAUGCCAGGGCCUCCAAAUGACAAUCUUAGUUUGCCAGGGCUGGACAUUGCUAAAAUCAGAUACUCAGAUUACAUGCAGGCUCUAACUUCUCUUGUCCAAAGACUGUCCAAACAGGUGGUGGAGGUGCAGACCCCUGGUGUUGAGACCACAGACGAAAACAGAGACGUGCAGGUGGGAAGCUGGGUGAGGGUGAAGGUGCACUCCAGAAAGUGGACUGAGCCCAGGUGGAAGGGUCCUUACCAAGUCAAAGAGGUGGCAAGUCAUUCGUUAAGGCUCUCUGAUGCAGGCACUUACACCCUGGGGUUGGAGAGGAUUGGGAUGGAUACAUUGGGUACGCUUACCAUUGUGGUAUCUACAAAACCCGCUCUCCAGAUCCAGAAUUCCACGGGACCAUUGGCCUCCUCCACCACGGUGACCCUCUCUGACUCCUCUGACCUUAACCCAGUCCAGGAGGGUAAUCUACACAGCAACAGCGUUGGGACAUCAUAUGCGCUAAGGGGCCAGGGCUGGCUUAAGGCGCCAACAUCAACGAUAGGCUGGGUGAGUCUAAACCACGCCCAGUCUCUACUCUGACAGGCCGGCUCGGAAGC